AUGAGAUCGAUUAGCCAUAUUUGCGAUCCGAAUGAAGUGUUAUCAGAAUCAGAUCGAUAUCGUCUUAACAAUAUUCUUGUACGAAUGAAUGGUGGAUCGACUGGUUCCAUUAAUUUUUGCGCAUCAAAAGGCCUUGACGCUACACUAAUUAUUGUAAAGCAGGGAACGAAACAAUUCGCUGAUCAAUUAAGAAAUAAUUGGAAAUUGGAUGAACAAUGUAAAAAAUCUGCUCUAUUUUUAUUAUCAAGCAAUGAUCGCAAAUUUUAUUUUUCUAGUGACGCGAACUCAGUUAUAUCAGAAAACGAUUUUUUCACCAUUCUCAGUGCUAAUCAGAAGCAACUCGAUGAAGGACAAUUUACAUCAGCAUUAUUGAAUAUUUUCAAACAAAUUCAAGAAAAUAUUGCUGAAGCAAAUCGAGGUAAAUGA
Dracunculus medinensis (Guinea worm) is the source of this 426-nucleotide messenger RNA. The record is from the annotation of a GenBank genome assembly. NCBI's taxonomy places the organism in Eukaryota, Metazoa, Nematoda, Chromadorea, Rhabditida, Dracunculidae.